Ipomoea nil (Japanese morning glory) is the source of this 1122-nucleotide messenger RNA. Its product is annotated as protein IQ-DOMAIN 1-like. The record is from RefSeq and is a predicted model, not a curated record. The transcript has 5 exons. Gene Ontology annotation, molecular function: protein binding. Bases 128 to 871 code for a protein of 247 amino acids. NCBI's taxonomy places the organism in Eukaryota, Viridiplantae, Streptophyta, Magnoliopsida, Solanales, Convolvulaceae.
UAAUGUGUUUUUGUUGUGUGCACUGCAGUAUGGCAAAACAUUGAUCAACCUUACCUUAAAGUCUAUAACUUUAUACAAACCUUAAUGUGAUUUUGGAGACUAGGUUUUUGUUCUGCUGCAUAUAUAUAUGGGUUCUGGAAAAUGGUUUAGAGCAAUCAUGAACCUAAAGAGAUUGAAGAUCAGACUACCAAAGUCAGUAAUAAAAAACAGGAGAAGAUAUCGCGGUGAGCAGCUGAAUGAAGACAUUGCUGCGACGCGAAUUCAAGCUGGUUUCAGGGGAUAUAUGGCGAGAAAGGCUCUGCGUCGUCUAAGAGGGACAAUGAGAUUUCGGGGGAUUUUGAUUGAUGGUUGUUACUAUAACCAGCAAGUAUCAGCCACUCUGAAGCAUAUUCAUUCCUGGAGCAGAAUACAGUCAGAGAUGAAGGCUCGUCGCCUCUCCAUGGUCACUGAAGGGAGGCUGAAGCAGAAGAAGAUUCAGAGUGAACUUAAACUGCAGGCUAAGCUUCAUGAGCUCGAGGUGGACUGGAGUGGCGGGUCAGAAACGAUGGAGGAAGUUCUUCAAAGGAUACAGCAGAGGGAAGAAGCCGCCAUUAAAAGGGAGAGGGCUAUGGCUUAUGCGUUUUCUCAUCAGUGGAGGGCGAGUUCGAGUCACUAUUUUGGUCAAGCCUAUUACGAUUUGGGGAAAGAUAGGUGGGGAUGGAGCUGGACGGAACGGUGGAUAGCUGUUCGUCCAUGGGAAACCAGGGUUCAAGCGAAGCCUGUGAAUUCGAACAAGGAAGGUAAUCAAACUCCAAACUUGGGACCUCUGAAACUACUUGUUUCACAGAAAUCUCCACUCACAAAUGUUAUAAAGAGUUGUGCAAAAAGCUAGAAAACUGUCCGGCCAUAAUUCAUUCUGGGAAUCAAAUUUGUAAAGAGACAGAUACUUGAGCCAGGCAAGUUCAUCCUUCCUUAUACUCACACAACACAAAUCAAAGAAUGCAUCAAAAGAGACCAUUCAGUCUCGUUUAUUACUUGUGUCUGAUGCAAGAGAUUGAAUUCUUGAAAUAUAUUUUGUUGUAUUACAUGUAACUGAUACAAUGGUCCAAUGCCUUUCUAGUCAUAACAACUCAGAUUUCCCUA